Nicotiana tabacum (common tobacco) is the source of this 4787-nucleotide messenger RNA. RefSeq names its product translocase of chloroplast 159, chloroplastic-like. Gene Ontology annotation, cellular component: chloroplast outer membrane. Gene Ontology annotation, biological process: protein targeting to chloroplast. Lineage: Eukaryota; Viridiplantae; Streptophyta; Magnoliopsida; Solanales; Solanaceae. The record is from RefSeq and is a predicted model, not a curated record. Gene Ontology annotation, molecular function: GTPase activity; GTP binding.
GAAAUUGAGCUAAUACUAUAAACCUUAUCGUCUACUCUAUCUAAUCCCCCCCUCUCUGCACCAAAACCCCUCUUUGUUCUCUCCACAGAGAACUUCCCCUAUCUCAUACUAUCCAAUUUUACUUCAUCCCAAUUCAAUUGAGAAGCGAGGAGUUGUUGACGGCAUGGAUUUCAAAGUAGAAGCGACGUCGUUUCCACCUGUAGUCUCUUCUCCUUCUCCAGGUUCUUCUCCUAUCAACAAUUCAUCUUCUUCUCUCGAUUCCCAAAUGCAAAAUAACGUUGCAAACACUGCUACCGAAAUUAAUAACAAUAAUAAUAGUUAUAAUAGUAACUGCGUUAGUGAUGAUGGAACACUUGUGAGUGGUGGUCAGCGAGAAAAGAUUGUUACGGGCUCUGAAAGGCCCCUUCUUGCUGACCCAGAUGAGAAAACCGUAGAAAAAUCCAUUGGUGAAGAGCAGCCCAAUGAUUCUGCGGAAAUUUCGAUGCUGAAGUCAGUGAAGCCUGUUUCUGAGGUUUCUAUGAUUGAUGGUGUCGAAAAAGUUGAGGUUUUGGGGGGAGAAAAGGGUGAAGGGAUUACGUUGAGUGAGGAUUCUGGCGGAGUUGGUGGUUCUGUUUCUGAGGGAAAUACUGAAGAAUUAAACUCAGUUGAUGAGUCUAAUUCGAUUGAGCAGGUGAAAGAGAGUGGUGGUGAGAUUGCUGUAGGUACAGAAUUGAAAAAGGGUGUGGAUGGGUCCACCCAGGAGGAGGUGAAGGAAAUUGAGGAGAAUGAAAAGGAUGAAGCUUUAACUAGUGUUGCUUCAUCUAAUCUGAAAGGGGCUGUGGAACCUGAUAAGACGGUGAUUGAAGAGAGUGCUACUCAUAGUGAUGAUGCCGAAAAACCCAAUAAGGCGGUUGUUGAACCGUCGGAGUCUUUGUUGGUUGAAGCGAACCGUGAGAAGUUUACGCUUGAAGGAGAUGCGGUUGUGGAUGCUAUUGAUGUUAAUGUCAAUGUGUCAGCGCCAGGGGUUGCUGUUGGUGGAGAUGUGGAAGAGAGUGCUAUUCCUAGUGAUGAUGCCGAAAAACCCAAUGAGGAGGUUGUUGAACCGUCGGAGUCUUUGUUGGUUGGAGCAGAAGGUGAGAUUACUCCAGAAGGAGAUGCAGUAGUGGAUGCUAUUGAUGUCAAUGUCAAUGUGUCAGCGCCAGGGGUUGUUGUUGUUGGAGAUGUGGAAGAGAGUGAAGUGAAUGUAUCAGCGCUAGGGGUCCCUGUCGUUGGAGAUGUGGAAGGGAGUGUAGUGAAUGUGUCAGCACCAGGAGUUGCUGUUGUUGGAGAUGUGGAAGAGAGCAAGGAAGUGGAACAACAUGUUGAAAGUCCUGCUGAUGUGUCAGAGUCUUUGUUGAUUGAAGCAGAUGGUGAGAAAUUUACUUCAGAUGGAGAUGCAGUUGUGGAUGCUAUUGAUGUCAACGUCUCAGGGACAGGGGUUGCUGUUGUUGGAGAUGUGGAUGAGAACAAGGAAGUGAAAGAACAUGUAGAAAGUACUGCUGAUGAGAAUGUGACAUCAGUAAAUGGUGUUGGUGAGACCAGACAACUUAUUGAAGAAGUGGCUAAUAUGACAGUUGAUGAAGUAGAUGUUCAGAAGUCUAAGCCUGCAGUGGAUGAUAAUGUUGCAGCUGCAGAAUCCAAGCCUGUGGAUAUCAUUGUUGGUGCUGGAAGUGAUGAAAAACUAGAUGCUGGAGACGUUCAGACUGGUGAUGCGGUAGCUGCUACCGAGGAAAUCAAAGAAGCAGAUCCUGAAAGUGGUAAUAUAAGUCCGGACGUGAAGGAUGUCGAAAAGGAACCUGAGCAGGCAGUGUCUGAAACUAUUUAUGCCAACGGUGACCAUUCCGAAGGAAGCAUUGAGGGAGAUGUAGUGGAAGCUGAAGUCUCAGGUCAGUCAUCUGCCAUAUCAAGGUCAAUCAGUGGCUCACAGCAAAUACUGGAAGCAGAUGGAGAAGCUAAAGAUCAAAUAGAUGAAGAAGCUGAGCUUGAAGGCUCAAUUUCAGAUGGAGAGACAGACGGUAUGAUCUUUGGAAGCUCUGAAGCUGCCAGACAGUUUAUUGAAGAGCUGGAAAGGGAAUCCGGUGGUGAUUCCUAUACUGGUGCUGAGGCUUCACAUGAUCAUUCACAGGAAAUUGAUGGUCAGAUCGUCACCGACUCAGAUGAGGAGGCUGAUACUGAUGAAGAAGGAGAUGGGAAGGAGUUGUUCGAUUCAGCUGCCUUAGCUGCCCUUUUAAAAGCAGCAACAGGUGCUGAUUCUGAUGGUGGAAACAUCACAAUCACAUCUCAAGAUGGGUCAAGGCUAUUCUCUGUUGAACGUCCUGCUGGUCUUGGGUCAUCACUGCGGUCGCUGAGGCCAGCUCCCCAACCAAAUCGCCCCAAUCUUUUUACUCCUUCCAGUCUUCAGAAUAGUGGAGAAUCUGAGAAUAACUUGAGUGAAGAAGAAAAGAAGAAACUGGAGAAAUUACAGCAGAUUAGGGUCAAGUUUUUGAGGCUUAUUCACAGGUUAGGGUUUUCUUCUGAUGAGUCCAUAGCUGCUCAAGUAUUGUACCGGCUGGCACUUAUUGCACGAAGGCAAAACAGUCCACUUUUUAGCCUGGAGGCUGCCAAGAUGAGAGCUCUCCAGCUUGAAGCAGAGGGGGAAGAUGAUUUGGACUUCUCUGUUAAUAUCCAGGUUAUUGGAAAAUCAGGAGUGGGUAAGAGCGCUACCAUAAAUUCGAUCUUCGGAGAGGAAAAAACUCCAAUUAAUGCAUUUGGGCCAGCUACCACCAGUGUGAAAGAGAUUAGUGGUGUUGUAGAGGGUGUUAAGAUUCGGGUAUUUGAUACACCCGGUCUCAAGUCCUCUGUGAUGGAACAGGGUUUCAACCGCAGUGUCUUGUCUUCAGCAAAGAAGUUUACUAAGAAGAACCCCCCUGAUAUUUUCCUUUACGUUGAUCGGCUAGAUGCCCAAACUAGAGAUCUCAAUGAUCUUCCUAUGCUGAAGACUAUCACAAGUUGUCUUGGCCCUUCAAUAUGGAGAAGUGCCAUAGUCACUCUCACACAUGGAGCUUCUGCACCUCCAGAUGGGCCUUCUGGCUCCCCUUUAAGUUAUGAGGUGUUUGUUACUCAAAGGUCUCAUGUUGUUCAGCAGUCUAUUGGUCAAGCAGUAGGCGAUUUACGAAUGAUGAGUCCAAGUUUGAUGAACCCUGUUUCUCUGGUAGAGAAUCAUCCAUCUUGUAGGAAGAAUAGGGAAGGGCAGAAGAUACUACCUAAUGGCCAGAGCUGGAGGCCUCAAUUACUGUUAUUAUGCUACUCAAUGAAGAUCUUGUCUGAAGCAAGUGCACUCUCAAAGCCUGAAGAUCCAUUCGAUCACCGUAAGCUCUUUGGUUUCCGCACACGCUCACCACCUCUUCCCUACAUGCUGUCCUCAAUGCUGCAGUCACGUGCGCAUCCCAAGCUUCCCGCUGAGCAGGGUGGUGAUAAUGGUGAUUCAGACAUUGACUUGGAUGAUUUGUCAGAGUCUGACCAAGAAGAAGAAGACGAGUACGACCAGCUUCCUCCCUUUAAGCCUCUUCGGAAGGCUCAACUCGCUAAGCUCAGCAAAGAACAGAGGAAGGCAUAUUUUGAGGAGUACGACUAUCGGGUCAAGCUCCUUCAGAAGAAGCAGUGGAGGGAAGAGUUGAGAAGAAUGAGAGAAAUGAAAAAUAACAAGGGAAAAGAGGCAGCAAUUGAGUAUGGUUAUGCAGAGGAAGAUGCUGAUACAGGGGCAGCAGCUCCUGUAGCAGUUCCCCUACCCGACAUGGUCCUCCCACCUUCUUUUGAUAGUGAUAAUCCUGCCUACAGGUACCGGUUUUUGGAGCCCACUUCUCAGUUUCUUGCAAGGCCUGUUCUGGACACGCAUGGUUGGGAUCAUGAUUGUGGCUAUGAUGGUGUUAACGUGGAACAGAGUUUAGCCAUUGCAAGUCGUUUCCCUGCUGCAGUUACUGUCCAAAUCACCAAAGAUAAGAAAGAUUUCAGUAUCAAUUUGGACUCUUCUAUUUCUGCUAAGCAUGGAGAUAAUGGAUCCACCAUGGCUGGCUUUGAUAUUCAAAGCAUAGGAAAGCAACUUGCAUAUAUUGUCAGGGGAGAAACCAAAUUCAAAAUCUUGAAGAAGAACAAGACUGCUGGUGGAAUUUCUGUCACAUUUCUAGGUGAAAAUGUGGUUACCGGGCUUAAAGUUGAAGAUCAGAUCACCUUAGGCAAGCAAUACGUUCUAGUUGGCAGCACUGGCACUGUUCGAUCUCAGAGUGACACAGCUUAUGGUGCCAACUUUGAACUGCAGAGAAGGGAGGCAGAUUUUCCAAUUGGUCAGGUGCAAUCCACAUUGUCUAUGUCUGUCAUAAAGUGGAGAGGUGAUUUGGCUCUAGGAUUCAACAGUAUGGCGCAAUUCGCGGUUGGGCGUAAUUCUAAGGUAGCUGUUCGAGCAGGAAUCAAUAACAAGCUCAGUGGGCAAAUAACUGUGAGGACAAGCAGUUCAGACCACCUCUCUCUUGCACUUUCUGCUAUAAUUCCAACUGCAAUUGGCAUCUACAGGAAACUUUGGCCUGAUUCUGGCGAGAAGUACUCGAUCUACUAAAUUUCAUUUUCAUUUCAGCAUUUUUGGUUAAUUGAACUUUGUAAUGGCGUAUUAUCUUGUCAUUCUAUUGAAUAAUGCUUCUGUCAUUUAUCCAUUCAUGUAGGAUUCCUACUCGUAUCAGUUUUGCGUGAUUAAAUGUGCUCUUUUACAAGAUGAAAUCAAGAGGUUCGUGUUGCUUAAA